Messenger RNA from Filobasidium floriforme, 1626 nucleotides. RefSeq lists its product as uncharacterized. Lineage: Eukaryota; Fungi; Basidiomycota; Tremellomycetes; Filobasidiales; Filobasidiaceae. The coding region runs from base 244 to 1263 and encodes 339 amino acids. The record is from RefSeq and is a predicted model, not a curated record. Gene Ontology annotation, biological process: tRNA wobble uridine modification. Gene Ontology annotation, cellular component: elongator holoenzyme complex. The transcript is spliced from 5 exons.
AUGCAAUACUUGUCACCUCGAAAUCCCCGAGCUGCUCCCGCAACUAGAUCUGCAUAUUCGCAACUUCAACCUAUACUGACCUACUCUACUCGUACCACUCACCUCUACAACUGCAUACACUUCGACAUUCUCAAGACGACAUCCUAGACCUUGAGCACCCAGAUACAAGAAUUCCUCUAGACAUACCCAAAGCAGGAAAAAAUUGACGAACACCCCCGAAACCCCCCGAACGAAUUCAGGAAGAUGACGCUCUUACCCUCGGCUUUCCAUUUCAAGACACCCUCCCCCUCCAAUUCCACAUCUUCCUCUUCUUCGUCUGCUUCGGGUUCGUCGCUGACUCCACCUCCCGGAACACACCUGAUCAUCUCGGAUACACCUCAAGCCAGCUCGGAUUUCGUGGUGUAUAGCUUGAUAGCGAGUGGGAUUAGGGAGAAGCGACCGGUCACGAUCGUAGACUUCCAAGCCCGGGGAAGACUACACUGGGAAUCGGUCGGGAAGAAGAUCGGCACCCCCUUCCCACCCCCAUCCAAAACAUCUACAUCUACAUCAUCGUUGGUCAACUACCUCGCCCCGGGUCCCCAGACGUUGUUCGACCCGGAGACGGACGAACCUAGUUUGACGGGAUUGUGGGAAGAGCUCGUCGGCGUUGGAAUCGAGAAGACUGGUUCUGGUUCGAUACCGAAGAACGGGGACAGAGAGGACAGCAAGAGUAAAGAAGAGAAGGACAGGUCGAUAGCAAGAACAGGCAAUCAGCGAGAUGGGACAACGACAAUAUCAAAGAACAAAGACAAGGAAGAGAACCGCGGGGGGAUGGGGUUGGAAAAGGGGAUGAUCCUCCUCGUCGGGUUCUCAGAAUUGCUCUAUCAAGGUUUUUCUCCGGAACAUUUGGCUAGGUUCGGGAGGGCGUUAUUGGGAUGGUGUCGACAGACCCAGACGUCCCUAAUAACCACCCUCCACACACCUUUACUCCUAAACGCCUCUUCGCUCGGUGACCACCUCUCCAUCUCACCCACCUUGGACCCAGAGUCGGACCUCCUCUUACGGUUAUUAAGGGCCGGGCAGGAUGGAGGGAUCUGGUGGAGGGUGGAAGAACUGAAGAGCGGGCGUAGUGGGGUCGUCCAUGGGGAGAUAUCCGUCCACCCACUUUCAAGCCGUUCCUCGGCCAUUCAACAACGAAUCCCGUAUACCUCCCCUUUGCAGUACCGGCUGGACGAUAAUGCCGUGAGGGUGUUCCCGAAGGGUACGGGGAAGGGGUAUUUAUAGGUUGUAGGUUGUAAGUUGUAGCUCACGCAUCGGACGCGGUGUCGAAAUCGACGGGGUCGACGGAAGAGCACGGGGAGGCAGUGGCAGGGACGAAGGGACGUACUUGUGUUACACACAUCGACACAACCUUAUAACGAUCCGAUAAAAUCGAUUUGGCCGCCCGGCGCGAUGUGGCCGAAUCACAAUACACCGCAUGCUCCAAGCGGUACACGAUACAUGGAUGGAGAACUAUCGCCCAACAUGCGGUGCCACAACAGUACAGCAUAUUUGCUUUGUACGGUUUCUCUACAGCCCAUACCGCAGGUCAGCGAUAUACAAAGCCCUAGUCUCGUUGUGCCACUUGCAGUCUUGCUUCUGUCCGGU